This is a messenger RNA of Theileria equi strain WA, 1950 nucleotides long. RefSeq lists its product as hypothetical. The transcript has a single exon. Gene Ontology annotation, cellular component: Noc2p-Noc3p complex; nucleolus; nucleoplasm. Gene Ontology annotation, biological process: ribosomal large subunit biogenesis. Lineage: Eukaryota; Apicomplexa; Aconoidasida; Piroplasmida; Theileriidae. The record is from RefSeq and is a predicted model, not a curated record. The coding region runs from base 1 to 1950 and encodes 649 amino acids.
AUGGAGAUAAACGUGUUGGAACAACCGUGUGAAUCCGGCUCUGAUCACGAUGACCUCUCAGACUACAACGAAGAUACCGACCAAUCGGAUUCUGAAGAAACUCAAUUGGAAUUUUUGGACUCAGACUCCGAUGUUUCAGAGUACUCAUUGGAUGAUGAAUCGGGAAGUCAAGAUUCCGAGGCCGAUGUGGAUGAAGAGACAAACCUUCGAAUUCUAACUGAAAGCGUAGUUAUUAGGUUGGCAGAAAACGCGAGUACACUUAAACCUAAUCCAAUUAGAAAGCUUCUAUCGGCGUAUGCCUGUGCAGUUAGUCAUAUCGCAUCAGAAGAAAUCAAGAUUAAUGCUGCCAUUACACCAGACAACGAAAAGAAGAAGACAAAGUUUAAGUCUCUCAAAAAAGAGAAUAGUAGGAUAUUAAAAGGUGUUAGUGAUAGAAUGAGGGAGAAACUCGAAAGUUCUAAGCAGAUGUAUGUGAUAAAAAAUCCCGAUGUAUACACACUUUUGGUGAGUAAAACGCUUGAGAUGAUGAGUCUAUUUUUAAAACAAAACACUCUUUCCGAAAGCCCCGAUGCUAUUGCCUCUGUUGCGCAAAUAGUACGAAAGUUUUUUUCUACGGCCAUCAUUCAAUUAGGAUUUGCUUUCCAGGUGUUUGAUAUUUGCAGGGAAACAUUAAUCAGUCUAUCUUCCCCCCAUGUUAUGAAGUGGAUUGCAGUAUUUAAAAAUACGAAUAAUCAGUUUGUUAAGAUUGUAUGCUCCCUUUUGUCUGGUCACCCUCAAAAGGCAGCCAGAAUAAACUGUUUGCAAUUUUUGCAGCAAUACUUGACAUGUUUGAAAGAUUCAAAGUUGAUUACAACUCAACUAUUCCAACCAAAAUCAUCUUAUCUAGUCAACGUCAUACAACUUACAGUUACUGAUGCUAAGGCUGUGUCCAAUGAGGCCAUAAACUUUUUACUUCAAAGGUGUUACAGAAGUCAAAUAAAGGCAGUAUAUAAUGGUUUAACCUUUAAAAACUUUGGUCUAUUUAAGCUGAGCCAAAACUGCAUAACAGAACUAUAUUCAGCAGUACCGUAUCCAAAUUUGUAUACGCAUGUAUUUAGGAGUAUUAGGGAUUUGGGGAUGAAUAUUCGUAGAGAGUGGACUACCGCAAAUAAAAAACAGCCAGAUCCGUUGAAUGACGACAAGAACCGCUCUCUAACUAUUGCUGUUUGCUCUUGGGGAUUCAUAGAGGCUAUAAACAUUUGGGUUGGUGUUGUGUCACGAUCCAAAGAUAAAUUGGAGACUCUGAUUUAUCCCCUUGUAACGGUGAUAACUUCUGCCAUCAAAGUAAAUUUACAGAAUCUCAACUGCAUGCCAUUUGUCUUGCAUCUACUUACGGCUUUGAACAUCCUAUCUGACGGUACUGACAAGUUCAUUCCCAUAUCUUCGAUCAUUUUCCAGUUGUUAGAAUCUCUAAAGUCCAAGGAUUUAGUAAAACUGGACAAAGCUGCUAAGGAAACAAACUCCGUUCUUGAAAAAACCGAUGAUAUUAUGGUCAAGUUGAAAUUAUCAAAUAAACAAAUCCAUAUGUCACAAACAUAUAAAACCCUUUAUAAGCAUAUAGAAAUAGUUUUGGUAGAUCAUUUGGGAAUAGUUUCACUGAACCCAAGUUUUCCAGAGUUUUCAAUACCAAUACUAACGUUCUUGAGGAUUUAUGUGAGAAACGAACACGUACCAGAGGAAUUUAAAACGUGCAUGACGACACUAAUACAAGUUGUAGAAGAUACAUGUGAAAAAAUAAAGGGCAGACGCCUGCAACUGGAAGGAAAGUCUGGCACUGGAUCGAAAUUGAAGGUAUUCACUUCGGACUGCAAGUCAAUACCUACAUAUAAACAUAGGUUGGAUAUAUUAUCCAGGUAUCAACAACUGAAUAAGGAAAAGGUUACAGGCACAAUGGCUGCGUCCAAGAUUUAA